Messenger RNA from Penicillium vulpinum, 180 nucleotides. RefSeq lists its product as uncharacterized. Lineage: Eukaryota; Fungi; Ascomycota; Eurotiomycetes; Eurotiales; Aspergillaceae. The transcript is spliced from 2 exons. Bases 1 to 180 code for a protein of 59 amino acids. The record is from RefSeq and is a predicted model, not a curated record.
AUGGAGCCCCAGCCGGAGACAUUUCAUUUGUUCGGGGGGCUUUUUGUUUCCGACCCUCAACGAUGCUUACUCCCAGAAGACCAGUCGCUAGUGAAUCGAGUAAUUGCACUCAUGCGCGACUUUGAGCAAGCCCUUCCAGAUGUUAUUGAGACAUCGAUUCUGCACAUCAGCGGCUCGUGA